AAAUAUUGUGCUUUAUACAAAGAGAUGGAUGCGGAUGGAAAUUUUAUUAUUAGUCAUGGAGUUUGGGAGCUCAAGGUGAGGCGACUUUUAUUGUCAUUUUUAUGGUUUUCAGGGGCUCAUUUACCAAUAGCUGCUUUGAAAAGGCAUAAUGCUGUACACAAGUUCCACAGCAUAAAGAUUGAUGAAGACAGUAUCAAAAGCUGUAUCAGGUAAUACAACGGCCGUUUGCAGCAAAUGGCCUUUACUACAGAUGCUCCUUUUGGCUAUAUACUCGUGAUUUUGCGUACCAUCCUGUCUAAUAGGGCGCCAGUCAAGGGGCAGAUGGCAUGAAGAUAAUAACAACUUUUUUUUAAAGAAAAGGAAGACUAUCAGAAACUAUAAGAGAGCGUCUAUGCUCUAUAUAUUUAGCAUGAUAUUCCAGCUGGAAUAAUAUAAGAGAGCAGACAAUUAGCUUUUAAC
Trichoderma asperellum CBS 433.97 is the source of this 459-nucleotide messenger RNA. Lineage: Eukaryota; Fungi; Ascomycota; Sordariomycetes; Hypocreales; Hypocreaceae. The record is from RefSeq and is a predicted model, not a curated record.